Molecule: messenger RNA, 1509 nt
Organism: Talaromyces marneffei
Lineage: Eukaryota; Fungi; Ascomycota; Eurotiomycetes; Eurotiales; Trichocomaceae
Exons: 10
Coding region: 1-1509 (502 amino acids)
Cellular component (GO): mitochondrion
Molecular function (GO): metalloaminopeptidase activity; manganese ion binding
Source: RefSeq, a predicted model, not a curated record
AUGUCAAUACGCGCCCCAAUACUGCAGCAAUUCCGCCAUCGCAUUUUGACUGUCCAACGCUGCAGUGCCUCGUUCCGUCCAUUGUUCUCGAAUCGCGCUGUCGCUCUCAGUCGGAGUUUCCUUCCAACAAGAAGCUAUGCCUCUAUCUCCGCCGCCGAAUUGCAGUUUGGCCAGCCUUUGCAUGAGACGCAUCCUCAUUUGUUAGAGCCGGGCGAAUUAACACCAGGAAUUACCGCUCAGGAAUACGCGCACCGUCGUUCGAGACUCGCCAAUCGACUACCCAAAAAUGCCAUUGCCAUUGUCGCCGCGGCAGACGUCAAGUAUCGUGCUUCAGGUGUCUUUUACGAGUACCGACAAGAUUCGAAUUUCUUUUACUUGACGGGUUUCAACGAACCCGGCGCACUGGCUAUAAUAAUAAACGACGGAUCAGGCGAUAAUCACCUCUUUCAUCUAUACGUUCGAGAAAAGGACCCUAAGAUUGAACUAUGGGAUGGUGCACGAUCAGGCACUCAAGCGGCAUUAGAUGUGUUUAAUGCGGACGAAACCGGCAACAUCGAACGAAUCAAAGAACUCAUCCUCCCAAUCUUAUCCGAAGCAACCGAAAUAUAUACGGACAUCAAAUCUCUUUCCCCCGCCGGAUCCACGAUAUCUCGUUAUUUAAAUGGGAGCGAAGCAGAGUCCGACCUGCAAAAGAUUGUACAAGCACAUAAAGUAAAGCCUCUUCGUCCGGUACUGAAUGAAUUGAGGGCCUUUAAGAGCGAGAGUGAGGUUGUGAAUCUGCGACAAGCCGGACAAGCUUCAGGCCGCGCUUUUACGGAUUCGAUGCGCCAGGAGUUUGAUACUGAAAAGGAAUUGUCUUCGUUUUUGCAGUAUCAAUUUCAGGUGAAUGGGUGUAGUGGCAGUGCUUUUGUACCUGUUGUUGGAGGAGGACGGAAUGCUCUGAGCAUACAUUAUACUCGGAACGACGAUGUCUUGCGAGAUGGGCAACUCGUCCUCGUGGACGGAGGCGGUGAAUAUGGAGGCUAUAUUGCAGAUAUCACAAGAACAUGGCCGGUGAACGGCAAAUUUACUGGACCACAGCGCGAUUUAUAUACUGCUGUGUUGAACGUACAUAGAACUUGUGUGGCGCUCUGUCAUGAGAAUGCGAAUCUAUCCCUCGACCGGCUUCAUGGUAUUGCGGAAAAGGGGCUCAAGGAUCAACUACAGCAAAUAGGUUUCGAUAUGUCGGGUGAUGCUGUAAGGACUCUGUUUCCACAUCAUCUGGGCCACUAUGUUGGUCUUGACGUGCAUGAUUGUGCUGGGUAUCCAAGAAGUGUCAACCUGAAGGCCGGACAAUGUAUCACCAUUGAGCCUGGUAUAUAUGUUCCCAAUGAUGAGCGGUGGCCGGAGCAUUUCCGCGGUAUCGGUAUUCGCAUUGAAGAUAGUGUUUGCGUGGGUGACGAGCACCCUAUCGUGCUGACAAUGGAGGCCGUCAAAGAGAUUGACGACAUCGAGGCUCUCCGCUCAUAG